Messenger RNA from Tachysurus fulvidraco (yellow catfish), 2651 nucleotides. Its product is annotated as protocadherin beta-15-like. Gene Ontology annotation, biological process: homophilic cell-cell adhesion. Gene Ontology annotation, cellular component: plasma membrane. The record is from RefSeq and is a predicted model, not a curated record. The transcript has a single exon. Bases 150 to 2651 code for a protein of 833 amino acids. NCBI's taxonomy places the organism in Eukaryota, Metazoa, Chordata, Actinopteri, Siluriformes, Bagridae. Gene Ontology annotation, molecular function: calcium ion binding.
UUCACCGCAACAGAAAAAAAAAUAGACGGUUGCUAUUACAGUAUUUGCGCUUUAACGUGCCGGUUUUCGGAGCUGAAACGAAACUGUUGCCGAUUUUUAAACACAAAUAGAGGACUUUAUAUAUUUUGGACAUUUCUUUUGUGCAGACAAUGAGGAUGAGAGAGUUGAUGAUCUGUCUUUCUUUCUUUGGUUUCCUUCUUGCGGUCCAUUUUACUAAUGGCGAUCUGAGCUACUCUAUUCCAGAAGAGAUGAGACGUGGACAUGUUUUCGGAAACGUAGCCAAGGAUCUCGGACUGGAUGCUAAAAGUCUUGUUGCAAGAAAUGCGCGUUUGGAUGCUGAUGGUGUCAGUAAACGUUUUACUGAGCUAGAGGUGAGGACCGGAGCUCUCAUUGUGUCGGAGCCUGCAGACAGAGAGGAGCUUUGCGGCUUGCGGGCGUCGUGUGUUCUUAAAUACGAGCUGGUGCUCGAGAGGCCAUUAGAGUUGCACAGCGUCGUUGUGAAUAUUGAGGAUAUAAACGAUAACGAUCCACAUUUUUCUACUGAAAAAAUUAAACUCGAAAUUAGAGAGUCGGCAGCUAAAGGAACAUCAUAUUUCUUAGGUGAAGCCCACGAUGCCGAUUUAGGGCAAAACGCGGUGCAAGGAUAUUCACUUCAAAAUAACGGACAUUUUUCCUUACACGUUCGUACUAACUCUGAUGGAGGAAAAUACGCCGAAUUGGUACUUGAUAAGGAACUGGAUCGAGAGAAAGAACAGGAAGUUACGCUCUUCCUGACUGCCAGUGAUGGUGGGAAUCCAUCAAGGUCGGGCACUGUAGUUAUACACGUUACUGUGCUGGAUGCUAAUGAUAAUUCCCCUGUGUUUAAUCAGCCGUUGUAUAAAGUCAACCUGCCGGAAAAUUCUCCUGUAGGGACGAUAGUAGUAAAAGUCAACGCUACUGACGCAGACGAAGGUGCAAAUGGAGAAGUAACAUAUGAAUUUAGUCGACUGUCUGAAAAAGCUGCUAGACUGUUUUCACUAAAUAACGUUAACGGGGAAAUUAAAAUAGUUGGCUCUAUUGACUACGAGGAAGAGUCAUACUAUGAAAUGCGCGUACAAGCAAAAGACGGCCUAGGUUCAGCCUCUGAUGUAAAAGUCGUAAUAGACGUUACUGACGUCAACGAUAACAGUCCAGAAAUAAUUAUUAAGUCUCUCACUAACCCCUUCCCUGAAAAUGUAAUUCCCGGAACAGAGGUGGGCAUUAUUAAUGUUCAGGAUGAUGACUCUGGACAAAAUCGUCAGGUACACUGCUAUAUUCAGGAAAAUGUCCCUUUUAAAUUAAAUCCAUCCAUAAAAAAUUAUUAUUCUAUAGUAACAACUAGUGAGGUGGACCGGGAGCUUAUUGCAGAUUUUAAUUUAACAAUCACUGCAACAGAUGAAGGAAGCCCGGCUUUGACUUCAUCUAAAAUGAUUCAUUUGUCACUUUCUGAUGUCAAUGACAACUCACCUGUAUUUGAACAGCAAUCCUACACUGCAUAUGUAAUGGAAAAUAACGAACCAGGAACUUCUAUUAGUUCUGUUACAGCAAGAGACCCAGACUGGAGGCAGAACGGUACAGUACUGUAUUCUCUGGUGUCCAGUGAGAUAAACUCUCUUCCAGUGACCUCAAUUUUAUCCAUUAACUCAGAUACAGGAGUGAUCCAGGCUGUGAGGUCAUUUGACUACGAAAAGUUCAGAAACUUUAAAGUCCAGGUUGUAGCCAGAGACAACGGUUCUCCUCCACUCAGCAGCAACGUGACUGUGAGUGUGUUGAUAUCAGAUGAGAAUGAUAACUCUCCACAGAUAUUAUACCCUGCUCCAGAGGGAAAGUCUUUAAUGACUGAGAUGGUCCCUAAAGCUGCUCUCUCUGGCUCUCUGGUCUCCAAAGUGAUCGCUGUGGAUGCUGACUCUGGACAGAACGCGUGGCUGUCGUAUCAGAUAGUCAAAUCUACCGAUCCGGGACUUUUCACUAUCGGUCUCCAUAGUGGAGAGAUCAGGGCUCAGAGGGACAUCACUGAAUCUGACAGCAUGAAACAGAACCUUGUCAUCUCUGUGAAAGAUAACGGACAGCCGCCUCUCUCUGCUACCUGUUCUGUGUAUUUACUUAUUUCUGAUAAUCUUGCUGAAGUUCCUGAACUUAAAGACAUGACUUAUGAGGAGAACAAUUCCAAACUGACUUUUUAUCUGAUCAUCGCGCUAGUUUCCGUUUCCACGUUUUUUCUGACUUUCGUUAUUCUGAUCGUGGCUGUGAGGUUUUGCCACAGGAGAAAGCCCAGACUGUUGUUUGAUGGAGCAGUCGCCAUUCCCAGCACGUAUCUCCCUCCUAACUAUGCAGAGGUGGAGGGAGCUGGAACUCUCCGCAGUUCUUACAAUUAUGACACGUAUCUAACGACAGGAUCACGUACCAGUGACUUCAAGUUCAUCACAUCUUACAAUGACAGCACUCUUACUGCUGGUGGAACUCUGAUAAAGUGCAAAAAUGACACUAUAGGAACAAACCUGAUUACACUUACUAGCACAGGAGAGGGGGAUGAGGAAGACAACACUGUGACCUCCCUCUCAUCUUGGUUUGGAUUUGUUUCCGUAAGCUGGAAAGGCGGAAGCUACAAAGUGAGUUACAUUGGUUUCUCAUAA